This is a messenger RNA of Rotaria sp. Silwood1, 2304 nucleotides long. The record is from the annotation of a GenBank genome assembly. NCBI's taxonomy places the organism in Eukaryota, Metazoa, Rotifera, Eurotatoria, Philodinida, Philodinidae.
AUGACAUCAACAGAAGACGAAGAUCCUUAUAUUCAAAUAGCUAAAUUACAUUCAGCUAAUUUACAAGCAGCUGAAUAUGGUUUAGCAUUAAUUGAUGAAAAGAAAGUUUUAGAAUUACAACAUAAAGAAUUAGAAAAUGAACAUGAAUUACUUAAAAUAGAAUGUGAACAAUUAAAAGUACAAUUAAAAACAUUACAAGUUACUAAACGUGAAGAAACAUUAAAAGGUGAAACUAAUGAAGAAACACUAUUAAAUGAAAAACAAACACGUGAAAAUUAUUUAAUGCAAGAAAUUACUCGUCAUGAACAUGAAUUACGUGUAUUAAAACAUGAUAAUGAACGCUUACAAACAGAAAAUGAAAAAAUUUCUUUAAAUUAUCAAGAAUUAACUGAACGUAUUCAUGAAUUAGAUGAAUUAAAAGUCAAAUUAAAAUAUGAAUUAAAAGAAACAAAAGCACAAGAACAAAGACUUAUUGAUGCUAAUACUGAAUUAGAAGAAGAUAAUGUUGCAUUACAACAACAAGUACAAAAACUAAGAGAAAAUCUUAUUGAUUUCGACGGAUUAAAACUUGAAAAUAAACAAUUACAAGAAAAUAUUGAUGAUGUACAUCGUAUGAUGAAAGAACUUGAAUCUCUAAAAGCUAUAGCUGAAUCUCAAUUAAUUGAAUUACAUGAUAAUCUUCGUGAUGAACGAGAACAAAAACACAUCUAUAAAAAACAAUUAGAUCAUAGAAUUCAACAAGAAUCUCGUCGAAAUUUAGAUUCAUUACGUAUGACAUUAAAUGGUCAUACUAAUACACAUACAGAUGAUGAAUAUUUAAUCGAAGGUGAUGAUGAUAUUGAAGAUGAUGAUACAAGUCGUGUUCCAUCAUCAACUGAAUACAGUGAUAUGCUUGAUAAUGAUCAACAAGAACAGCAACCAGUUGGAAAUUUAUUUAGUGAAAUUCAUGGUAAUGAAAUACGUAAACUUGAACUUGAAUGUUUACAAUUAGCUCAAAUAAAAUCAUCACUUGAUAAUCAAUUAUUAACAAUAAAUGAAAAAACAAAAAUACUUUCACAUAAAAUUCAACAUCUUAUGGAUAUAGUUAUACCAAAUAAACAAAUAUCAUCAGAAUCAACUUCUGAUGAUACAGAUCAUCUAUUAAUAACAGCAUUAGAUUCUAUUGAACAAAUUGAUUCAAUUAUUCAUAAAAAUCUUCAUGUAUUUAAUGGUGAUCAAGAUUUAUUAAAAAAGAAAUCUGAUGAACAAGAAAAUCUUAUUAUGAAAUUAAAACAAGAUAUUAAUAUUUUAAUGAAACAGUGCAAUGAUACACAAACAUUAUUUCAUAAAAAUCAUGACAAUUUAUUGCAUAUAAGUGAAGAAUUAGAAAUACUUCAUAAACAUAUUUAUACAUCGAUAAGUUCAUCUAUACCAACAAAUGAUUUUGAAACAAGGAAACAACAAUUAUUAAAUUUAAAUAAUAAAAUUAUUGAUCCAACAGUUAAUCAACAAAUAUUAGAUAUACUUCAAGAACAAGUUAAACAAUUGAAACAAUCAGUUGAUCAUAUAUUAAGUAAUACUAAACAACAGUCAAAAGAACAUUUAUCUACUAAUGAAAAUAACAAUUCAACUAAUGAAUUACCUAAUGAUACCAAAGAAUUACAAGAUCAAAUAAUCAAAUUACGUUCAUUAUUAACAACUAAACGUGAACAAAUUGGUACUUUACGUACUGUUCUUAAAGCUAAUAAACAAACAGCAGAAGUUGCAUUAGCUAAUUUAAAAUCUAAAUAUGAAAAUGAAAAAUUAAUUGUUACAGAAACAAUGUCAAAAUUACGUAAUGAAUUAAAAUCAUUAAAAGAAGAUGCAGCUACAUUUGCAUCAUUACGUGCUAUGUUUGCUGCACGUUGUGAUGAAUAUGUAACACAAUUAGAUGAACUUCAACGUCAAGUUCAUGCUGCUGAAGAAGAAAAGAAAACUCUUAAUUCAUUACUUCGUAUGGCAAUUGAACAAAAACUUGCGUUAACACAAAAACUUGAAGAUUUAGAAAUGGAUAAUGAACGAGCACAUAAUACAAUUACUGUUUCAAAACGAACACAUAAUUUAAAUAAUAAUAUAUCAUCAUCAAUGUUAACAUCACCUGUUUCUUCGGGAUCAUCACAUGGAUUAUUAACAACAGCAUCAGUUAAUAAUAAUACAACUAAUACUAAUCAGAAUACUGGUAAUAAUGGUCCAAUACAAGAAAUAAGACGAGGAAGAUUCAUACCACCAAGAAUGAUGCAAGCUCUUGCAUCAAGCAAAAAUCAACAGCCACAAAACAAACGAUAG